CAUGUCCGUUAAGGGCGGCUGCGGGGCGCGGGGCUCUGCGGCUGCGCCCGCCCGGGCCGGCGCCCAGGGCUGCAGGAGGCCGUGAGCAGCAACAACAAGCUGUUGCCUGCCAGGUGUGAACGCCUUGUUUUCCUGCACGAAGUUCAAAGUUUUGCAAGAGGUCAGAGGUCUGGGAUCCAGGUGGUUGAGCUGGAAAGGAGCACGCGCUACAGACUACUCUUUCCAAACAACUAACAGGUGUGCUCUGCUAAAAGCCUUGGGAGGAACUUGGCAGAAUGAAGCCUGUCAUCGUGGUGCAUGGUGGAGCUGGACGGAUCUUCAAAGAGCGAGAAGAGGGAUGUCGUGCUGGCACUGUCAGAGCUGCGCUUCAAGGUUAUGGUGUUCUGAAACGGGGAGGCAGCGCCGUAGAUGCAGUUGAGGAGGCAGUACAGUCAAUGGAAGAUGAUCCUCAUUUUAAUGCAGGUUGUGGAUCUGUUCUAAAUGAAAAAGGUGAAGUAGAAAUGGAUGCCAUUAUAAUGGAUGGAAAAAAUUUAGACUCUGGAGCAGUAUCUGCAGUUAAAUGCAUAGCAAACCCAGUAAAACUUGCUCGACUUGUUAUGGAAAAGACAAAGCACAUGCUGCUGACUGAUCAGGGUGCACACCUGUUUGCUCGGGCCAUGGGUAUUCCUGAGAUUCCAGGGGAGAAACUAGUAACCGAGAGAUCCCGUGAGAGAUGGAGGAAGAACCUUGAACCAGAUUUCAACCCUGAAGAUUUUCAGAAAGACCUUGGAACAGUCGGUGCUGUUGCUAUAGACAGUGAAGGCAAUGUAGCUUGUGCAACAUCCACUGGAGGACUCUCUAAUAAACUGAUUGGCCGUGUUGGUGACACACCAUGCAUAGGAAGUGGAGGUUAUGCUGAUAAUCAUUCUGGUGCCACUUCAACCACAGGACAUGGGGAGAGCAUUAUGAAAGUGGUCUUAGCCCGACUGAUCCUCUAUCACAUGGAGCAAGAAAGCUGUAGCUUCGGGGCAGUACAGUGUAACUUGCUUUGAGAUCAACCAAACUGGAAAUAAUUGGAAAAUGUUCAAUUAACAUUUUCAUUGGAGAAGCAGUAAGUACAGAGACAAGUAACAGCUGAGAAUAUUUUUGUUAUGCUUUAUAGAGCUGUUUGCAUAUAAUGGGUGAAUUUCUCUAAAUCUUUGAUAUGACAGUUUCAGCAUAAAAUACAACGUACAGAUUAUUUCCCAAAGCUCUAACACAUUAUGCUCUCCCUUACUCUCUAUGUUAUGUCCCUAACUAUUCAAUUUGUGAAUAGAGCCUUCUAAGCUCUAUUCAGUCUAAACUGUGUAAAGCAGUUUCUUCUCUGGCUUUAAGUUAAGUGCAUUGCAAAACUUAUGCAUUGACAGCAGUUAUCUGGCUUGUGAUUAAUCAGUAUGAAAGGCAAAUGAGUAUCAAAUUAAAAAGUUUAUUGAAAAAAAGAGAAAAAGAAAAAAAUGAACCCAUAUGUAUUAAUGUCUAAUUGAUUUGCUCUUGUUCACCCUGCCAGUGCUUGCUUUACCUUCAUUUAUCCUGCCCAGAAGUAUAACUCAGCUGCCAGGAAAAUAUGUCAGCAAUAGACUCCCCCUGCCCCCCCCCAAAACAUUUCCAUGAAGGCACUGAAAACAAACCCUCAAGUUAUUGUAACUUUUGAGUCCUUGAACUGAAGUUGCAUAUUCGAGAACAACUACAGAGCUCUCAUAAUUCUCUUUAGCUAUUCAGUAAUUCACUUACUAAAUAUCUUCUUUUGGACGAAUGCUGCAAAAUUUACUUUCAUAUUUUAGGAGUGAAUUGCUUUGCCAUUCUUAGCAGCUGCUGGAAUCUUUGUCUUAUGGUGGCAGCUGUUGUCUUGGUGAAAAAUCAAACAGUGAAAUACUGACCCUUUGAAGACAGUGCCACUGACUUGAAUAGUCACAGUGUCACCCGCACGUCAGAGAAAGGAGCUUUAUCCUGUCAGUCACCAGUGCUGUGAAUAAUCCUGACUCUGAUGGUUUUAUUUGGUCUUAACUCAAAAUUUGCAGGGAAAGAAAGCAUGAAGGUCAGUUUUUGUUCUGUAACCUAAGCCACAUAACAUUACUGAGGGAAUAUAUCUUAGGGCAAUUAGGCCAAGCCAACUGCGUUCCUGAAUGUUUAUUUAAACUGGUAGUGAACAGGUAUCUUGCAGCUAUUAGAGGUCUGUGUGUAUGACAUUCACAUUCAAUUUGAUUUAUUUAGAAAAUAUUCCUGUUAAUGCAAAUCAAGUAAUGAAAAGCUAAAGUUACUUUGCUGGUCCUUUGUCUGAUGUCUAGUACAUUGAGACCUCAUCUUGCCUGAUAGUUUCAGAAGUUUUAGGAAGAGUAAUGCUGAUUUUUGGUUUUGAUAACUUAUGACAAUGUGAAGUAAUGUGCUUUGAGCUCUGUUGCAGCCAGUGCACUUGGAACAGAGAUGAUGACUGAAAUGUUUGAUUGUUUUGAUGUGGGAUUUUUCAAACUGUAAAUGCUUUAGACCUAGCUUGUGACAAAGCUGUGAUGAAAACCUUGCAAGUUGGCAUUUUUCCCUUCAAAUGAUGGCAUAAGAAACAUUGUCUCUUGAACAUAGAGUUGGUGAGUUAGUUUGUCUCAAACACUGAAAUGGAAUUAAAAUCUGAAGCUAUUCAAAUAAAUAUUUGCAGCAGCACCACACCACAGCAGCUCUUAGCAACUGUACAGAGCCUUCCUAUAAACAGUUCCUUUGAUACACUGGAAAUUUCUUGCUGAUUUAGUUUUUUAGAUUUUAGUAAUUAGAUUUGACUGGCUCUGUGGGGAGGGGUAAAACUUGGAGUUUUGAAACUAGUGUCAGGACAGAUGCCAUGAAAGUGAUCUUAUUU
Messenger RNA from Pipra filicauda (Wire-tailed manakin), 2860 nucleotides. It is a transcript of the gene ASRGL1, whose product is annotated as asparaginase and isoaspartyl peptidase 1. Gene Ontology annotation, molecular function: asparaginase activity. The record is from RefSeq and is a predicted model, not a curated record. The transcript is spliced from 8 exons. Lineage: Eukaryota; Metazoa; Chordata; Aves; Passeriformes; Pipridae. The coding region runs from base 276 to 1031 and encodes 251 amino acids.